UAUUUUACAUUUUGCAGUCUUUCUCACAUAUCUUUUUCCUCUUUUUUUCAUUCCUUUCUUUCUUUGACUUUUUCAUUCAUGUUCACAUGGGUUUAUUCCCAUCAGGAUUAACCAGCUGGCUCCUAAAUCGUCAUCAAUAUUCCCUACCAUUUUUUGGAGCUUUAUAAAUAGGCUCGUGUCUUAGUGUACUAACUGGAACAUAAUUUCUUAAUUCACCUGUCUUAGUUGCUACUACUGUUAAGUGUUACUAAACCCUAAAGCAUAUAUUACUACGUCUUUCUCUCCUCCAAACGCAUAUUCGCAAGAGCCAAGAACUAGUUAAAAGUUCAUAUUUUGAUAUCCUACUGUUUUAAAACACGGAGAAAAAAUGGAUGGUAAUGCUGGAGAAGUAGCUAAUCCAGUGUGUGCUCUAACUGUUCUGGCAGAGGUUACACGGCGCUGUGGCAAUCACCAUCCUACUGUUUGGGGAGACCAUUUUCUUGCAUAUGCUCAUCUCUCGGGAGCUAAUGAAUGGGAAAAGAAACAGCAUGAACACCUAAAAGAAGAAGUGAGAAAAAUGCUAGAGAUGUCUCCUUCGAAAUCUUUGCAAAAUCUUGACCUGAUCAACGCAAUCCAAUGUCUUGGAGUAGCGUACCAUUUUGAAUAUGAGAUUGAGGAGUCACUGGCCUGUAUCUACAGCUGUUAUGACCAAUUGAAUGCUGAAGCUGAUGAAACUGACCUCCAUCUUGUUGCUCUACGGUUUCGAUUACUUAGGCAACACGGUUAUUAUGUCUCAUCUGAUGUUUUUUGGAAGUUCACUGACGACAAAGGAAAUUACAAGAAAGCAUUGGUUAGCGACGUGCAAGGAUUGUUGAGCCUGUAUGAGGCAACACAAUUCAGAGUACACAAUGAAGAAAUACUGGACGAAGCAGUUAAUUUCACCAUCACUCAUUUGAAGCUAUUGUUGCCUACAUUGAGCAAUUCUCUCGCGAUGAAAAUCAGCAAUGCACUAAAAUAUCCAAUCAACUAUACUAUGGUGACAGUAGCAACGAGGAAAUACAUAUCGUUUUACCAAGAAGAUAAAGCAGAAGAUGUGUUGCUAAAUUUCGCAAAAUUGGACUACAACAUAUUGCAGAAGAUGCAUAAAAGUGAGCUAUGUGAUAUCACAAGGUGGUGGAAAGAAUUGGACUUCGCGAAAGCAUUACCUUUUACGAGAGACAGAGUAGUUGAAUUGUACUUCUGGUCUUUGAGUGUGUACUUUAAACCUCAGUAUAAGUUCGGCAGGAACGUACUAACCAAAGUCUUAUGCUUCAUUUCUAUUGCUGAUGACAUUUAUGAUACCUAUGGAACAAUAGACGAACUCACUCUCCUAACAAAUGCAAUAGAAAGGUGGAACAUUGACGACGCUUCAGAACAAUUACCGUCAUAUAUGAAGCUUUAUUACCUAGCUCUUCUAGAUAUUUACAGUGAAAUUGAGAAAGAGUUGGCAAAGGAUAACAAGUCAUUUCAAGUCAACUAUUCCAUCUUUCAGAUGAAAAAGUUGAUAAAGGCAUAUUUUCAAGAGGCCAAAUGGUGUCAUGGGAAUAACGUCCCAACAAUGGAACUGUAUGUGAAGAAUGGAAUUCGAUCUAGCACUAUCCCAUGUCUUGCGACUCUCUCUUGGUUAGGCAUUGGAAAUGAAGCAACGAAGGAGGCACACGACUGGCUUGCAAGUGAACCUCCAAUUCUGGUUGCUUCUUCUAUCAUUGCUAGAUUAUCGAAUGAUAUCGUAUCACAUGAGAGAGAGCAAGAAGGAGGAGAUAUAUCAGGUGUCAAAUGUUAUAUGAAUGAAUAUGGCGUCACAAAAGAAGAAGCAUACAUGGAGAUUAGGAAAAUAAUUGACGGUAGUUGGAAGGAUUUGAAUCUAGAAUGCCUAAAAUCUCCAGUUGUACCUAGGGUUUUGCUCAUGCUAGUGCUCAACCUUGCUAGGAUGUCGAAGUUCUCAUACAAAGAUGAAGAUUCUUAUACUUUCUCCAAAAAUAACUUGAAAGACAUCAUCUCUGAGGUGCUAGUUGAUCUCAUUACAAUAUGAAAACUUGAAAAGAAAAAACAAAAAGAAAAUGGAAUAAAAAUGAAAACACGUAUUGAAAUUCUCUAGAAUGCUUAUAUUGUUAUU
Nicotiana attenuata is the source of this 2134-nucleotide messenger RNA. RefSeq names its product (-)-germacrene D synthase-like. Gene Ontology annotation, molecular function: magnesium ion binding; terpene synthase activity. Gene Ontology annotation, biological process: diterpenoid biosynthetic process. NCBI's taxonomy places the organism in Eukaryota, Viridiplantae, Streptophyta, Magnoliopsida, Solanales, Solanaceae. Bases 368 to 2050 code for a protein of 560 amino acids. The record is from RefSeq and is a predicted model, not a curated record. The transcript has 7 exons.